Serpula lacrymans var. lacrymans S7.9 is the source of this 477-nucleotide messenger RNA. RefSeq lists its product as uncharacterized. The record is from RefSeq and is a predicted model, not a curated record. The transcript is spliced from 3 exons. The coding region runs from base 104 to 442 and encodes 112 amino acids. Lineage: Eukaryota; Fungi; Basidiomycota; Agaricomycetes; Boletales; Serpulaceae.
AAUGACCACAAAGUGAAACAUAUCUUCUCUAAGUUAAGAGUUAUUGCGUAUUCCACCACCAACAUCAUCUCAUUCAGAGGCUCGUUAAAAAUAUUGUGCUAGAAUGCCCCGUUUUAAGCUCGUUUUCUUUACCCCAAGGACCUCUACGCAAACUAUUCUUCAGCAUCUUUUCGAAAAACACCCUCAAGAGGUAGGCAAGAUUGGGCACUACGAGCAUUGUGCAUUUAUAAUUCCAGGGACCGGACAGUUCAAGCCUGGUCCAGAAGCAAACCCUACCAUAGGUUCGCGGGGUACGUUAGAGUUUGUGGAGGAGGAUAGAGUAGAGGUUUUAGUCAAUGAUAAGGGUGAAAGGGCAGAGCUAUCUGCUGCGAUUAAGGAACUAAAAGCUGUCCAUCCGUAUGAAGAGGUUGCAUAUGACGUUUAUCAAUUAGAAGAUAUAUGAACAUAAAGAAACGUGGAGGCUUGGCUUCGUCAUUC